AAAGCAAAAGAAACUAAAUAAAAUUCUUCCCAACUCUCUCUGCCGACUUUUAUCAAACACCUAACGUGCAAUACUUUUAUAUACUUAACAUUCAACAAGAUUGUUUUUUUAGUGGAAUUUUCCAGUAAUAUUGGAACUCCAAGAUUCAAGGAGUUUUGGGUACCCAAUUUCUUGUUGAAAAAAUGGGAACUUUGACUGCUUCUCUAGUGGUUCCAUCUAAGCUCAACAAUGAAAAACAGAGCUCUAUUUUUGUAUACAAAACUAGAAGAAAAUCCAAGAAGAAUCAAUCCAUAGUACCUGUGGCAAGGUUAUUUGGGCCAGCUAUAUUUGAAGCUUCAAAGUUGAAGGUGCUUUUUUUGGGAGUUGAUGAGGAAAAGCAUCCAGGAAAGUUGCCAAGAACAUAUACACUGACUCAUAGUGAUAUUACUUCUAAACUUACUUUGGCUAUCUCUCAAACCAUCAAUAACUCUCAGUUGCAAGGUUGGUAUAAUAGACUUCAAAGAGAUGAAGUUGUUGCAGAAUGGAAGAAAGUUAAAGGGAAGAUGUCACUUCAUGUCCAUUGCCACAUUAGUGGAGGCCAUUUUAUGUUAGACUUAUUUGCUAGACUCAGAAACUAUAUCUUCUGCAAAGAACUCCCUGUGGUUCUGAAGGCUUUUGUUCAUGGAGAUGAGAAUUUACUAAAGAAUUAUCCAGAGUUACAAGAAGCUUUAGUUUGGGUAUAUUUUCAUUCAAACAUUCAAGAAUUCAACAAAGUAGAAUGUUGGGGUCCACUCAAAGAUGCAACCUCCCCCUCAUCUUCUUCUAGUGGGGUAGGUGGGGUGAAGAGUACAAGUUUUACAAGCAAUAGCAACAACAAGUGGGAGUUACCAAAACCUUGUGAAGAGGCUUGUGCAUGUUGCUUUCCCCCAAUGAGUGUUAUGCCUUGGCCUUCUUCAAAUCUUGAUGGGAUAGGUGAGGAAAAUGGGACCAUCCAACAAGGCUUGCAAGAGCAGCAAAGUUGAAAAAUGAGAUAGUGAUUAUGUUUGGUUUAUUAUGUGAUUUGAUGUAAUUAAUUAUUUAAUUAUAGGGUUUGUGGAAGCAGCAUUAUUUGUUUGCUUGAAAUGUAAAUAAGAAUUCAGAAGUCAUGAUUAAAGAUAAGAACAUUAAGUUUAGGAUGGUGAUACAUAACUAGACAAUUAUUGUAAGUUGGGUUGUGCCUAUAUCGUUAAGUUUUUUUCAUGAUUUUGUCUUUGUUGUCUCUGCCUAAAAAUCAACACUUGCACAUGAUGGAAAUGUGCAUCUAA
Molecule: messenger RNA, 1283 nt
Organism: Solanum tuberosum (potato)
Lineage: Eukaryota; Viridiplantae; Streptophyta; Magnoliopsida; Solanales; Solanaceae
Product: protein STAY-GREEN, chloroplastic-like
Exons: 4
Coding region: 183-1001 (272 amino acids)
Biological process (GO): chlorophyll catabolic process
Source: RefSeq, a predicted model, not a curated record